Messenger RNA from Paramecium sonneborni, 798 nucleotides. Lineage: Eukaryota; Ciliophora; Oligohymenophorea; Peniculida; Parameciidae. The record is from the annotation of a GenBank genome assembly.
AUGAACUCAAGCAAAAAAUUUGAAAAAGACAAUCAUUUCUAAGCAAAAAGUAGAAUGAAAACUCAAUAUUUAUGUAGAAUAUGCUGCGUAUCUAUUUAUUUAAAUCUUAGAUUGAUAUUGAAGUAAAGCUUAAGAGAAAUAAAUAAUUGUAAUUUCAUUAAUUUUACUCUAAAAUUGCACAUUAACACACAAAAAUAAUCAACUUAAUAUUUAUUAUGAAGUCAAAUAUAGAGAGAAUAUUAAGGAAUAAAAUAAGAAUUAUAGUGUUUAUAUAAAAAUUAAAAAGAAUUAUUAAUCAUGUAUUUAUAUAUUAAGGAAGUUAAAAAGAUUUGAUUAUAUUUUAUAUAUUUAAUUUAAAGAUCGCGACUUCUAAAAUUUGUCAUUAAGUAUUAUAUUAUAUUUAUGUAAGCAAGCACUUUAAUGGUACGAUAAAGCAUUAAUUAUCAAUUAAUUAGAACAAAUGUAAUAACAAAGGAGUUUCUAAAAUUAAUAUAUUAGUAGAGUGCUCUAAUAAAAAGAAAAACUUUUAUGAGAGAAUGUUUUAAUCUCAUAAGCAGAUUGUUUAAAAGCCCUAAGAGAAAAAUUUUAAGAAAUCUUCAAUUAAUUAUAUAAGUAUUUCUAUAUUUAGUAUUAAUAGCUCAAUUUUUGAAUUACAUGGAUUAUCCAGGUAAUUUUUAAUUAUACUAAAACAAUACAAAUUAAAUCCUUUUUCUUUUUAGUUCAUUUAUUCAGAGGCCAAUAUUAUAUUUAAAGUUUAUUUGGAAAAAAUACAAACUCAAUAUUGGUCGUUUAUGGUGA